Molecule: messenger RNA, 2043 nt
Organism: Hyaloperonospora brassicae
Lineage: Eukaryota; Oomycota; Peronosporomycetes; Peronosporales; Peronosporaceae
Source: the annotation of a GenBank genome assembly
AUGGCGCCGCACGAGUCAGUUCCGCUCCGUGUUAAUGUUCCGCCGCAACCCACUUCCCCAUCAGAAACCCACCACCCGCACUUGCCGGUUGAGCAUCACCCGACUCGUCAUGCGGGGGGUAGCCAUCGUCCCACUUACAACACCAGUAGCAAAGCGAAGAAGCCGAGACACCCACCUGCUCUCUGUAUAAAGUUCAUGUCGGGCUAUGGCUGUCCAUACGGGGACAAGUGUCGCUUCUCCCAUGAUCUUCGAGCUAUCUAUCCCGUCUACCGCGACUCUGCUGGAUAUGAUGACCCGAUUGGGUCGACUGCUUACACCGUCAUGCCUCGCGUUGCUCCUCAACACUAUGGGCAACGACAGGUGCAGCAUUCGAUGCACUCCAGUCGGAUACCUGACACCAGUCCCAACCAACGCUCUUUGUCGUUCCGUGGAUCGCCGCUACAACGCGAGCGAGCGGCUUCGUUUGCAAAUCACUCCAAGUCUCACGAAGACCAGUUUGAUGACACCCAUGCAAAUAGGCGGUUUCCGUUCAAGGAAGCCGUUCUCAAGCAAUGCAAAGGACCGCAACCUGAACGCAAGCACCACGACUCGGUUGCACACAAAAGUACUGGAGGGAACGGACGUGGCGACGAGAGCUGCUUUUCAAGCCGUGCGAAAGCGACGCCUGAAACAGAAUCUGCCGACAUGUCACUUGCGCGGCAGCGCCUGCACCGCAAGAAAAUCUUGCGUCCGCGCAAGUGUGCGCCAAUUGAUGAAAAGGCAGACCCUGCACACGGCGAUUCCGGUGAGCAUCAUCCCAACUCAGAAUAUUUGUUUCGUGAAGUCGGAUGUGCCAAUACUGCUGGGGUAGAUUGUGCACAGCACGAAGCCCAACGACAUGACCAGAUAAGUCGUCGAAAUCCUGCAAGAACAUCACAGCUGAUGUAUCCGAGGAUUCCAUCGCACACUCGGUACUUGCUGGAGCAACAAUUUCACAGCAAUAUCAGCAGCCAGGUCGAAUCUUUUGUCGAUUACAUCGACACAGGGCUGUCAUUGACGGAGCAGCACAAACAACAGGCCAUGAACUUACUGCAGGAGCUGGUGUGCUCGCUGUGGCCCGACGCUCUCAUUGAUGUUUAUGGGUCAAGCUACACCCGCCUUGCUUUACCGGCAAGUGACAUCGAUUGUGUACUACUUUCGAGCUCGUUGGCAGGAGAGAGGCCUCUGGCGAUCCUAGAGACCUUGGCGUCAAAAGUUGAUCGACAGCCGUGGUCAAAACAACUCAAGCUGCUCAAAGGUGCAAAAAUUCCGGUUCUCAAAAUGACGAGUUCCCCCGACCCGACACAACCCGACGUACAGUUGGACCUUACCUGCGGUCACUCUGUCGGCCAUACCGGUCUGAGUGCGCGCGAUCUUAUUUAUUCAUUCCAAUCUGAGAUGCCAGCUUUGCGACCGCUUGUAUUGGUUUUGAAAAGCCAUCUCGUCAGCAACGACUUGAAAUGUGCGUUUACUGGAGGCAUCUCGUCAUACGUAUUGGUAGUCUUGGUGAUUCGCUUUUUGCAGGCAUGUGGCGAUGUCCACCACAUAUCAUUCGUGAGCUCUAGCAGCCGCAACGUCCGGGGUGGAAAUCGAAGAAGAAGCUACUCGGAAAAUGUACCAGCGCCCGAUAUUCCAGAAGAGCUUGCUUACAUUACCGGCCUCAGCGACCCUGUGGUGCAUCCAAAAUGGUGCUUCACGUUUUCGCGUGCCGGGCGUGUUACGUGGCGCACUGGUAUAAGUAGCCUUCUCUUGCUUUUUCUGGAAACGUACACCACGUUUGACUAUCGUCGGUUUGGCAUCUCCAUUGACAAUCAAGGAGAAUUUUUCCUGCUUCCGCCAGAUCAAGUGGUACCUCUGCAAUGCUCCGUUGUGAUUCCGUACGUCGCAGAUCCAAUCAAACCUGGACGAAGCAUCUGCAACUGCUUUCGCAUGCACGAGGUAAUUCAAGCAUGGCUUGCGCUUUAUCAAAACCUGGUCGCAGGGGUCCCAGUUGCAACUUGUGUCGGUCGAGACUUGACCCCUUGA